Molecule: messenger RNA, 3561 nt
Organism: Calypte anna (Anna's hummingbird)
Lineage: Eukaryota; Metazoa; Chordata; Aves; Apodiformes; Trochilidae
Product: D-threo-3-hydroxyaspartate dehydratase
Exons: 11
Coding region: 658-1812 (384 amino acids)
Biological process (GO): D-serine catabolic process
Molecular function (GO): D-serine ammonia-lyase activity
Source: RefSeq, a predicted model, not a curated record
CACCCCCGGGAGGCCCCAUGCCCGGCAGCAACCUCUGGCCCCGGCCAAAGUUGGCUGCGGGUGCCCACGGUGUCACGUGGAGUGAGGACACCAGAGCCACCAGAGCUACCGGAGCCAUCGGAGACACCGGAGCCACCAGAGCCACCAGAGCACCCGGACCCACCGGAGUCACCGGAGCCACCAGAGCCCCCGGUGGCAUCAGAGCCACCAAACCCACCGGAGCCACCGGAGUCACCAGAGCCACCAGAGCUACCGGAGCCAUCGGAGACACCAGAGCCCCCGGACCCACCGGAGUCACCGGAGCCACCAGAGCCCCCGGUGGCAUCAGAGCCACCAAACCCACCGGAGCCACCGGAGUCACCAGAGCCACCAGAGCUACCGGAGCCAUCGGAGACACCAGAGCCCCCGGACCCACCGGAGUCACCGGAGCCACCAGAGCCAUCGGUGUCACCGGAGCCCCCGGAGCCACCAAACCCACCGGAGUCACCAGAGCCCCCGGAGCCACCAGAGCCCCCGGUGCCACCGGAGUCACCAGAGCCACCGGAGCCACCAGAGCCCCCAGAGCCACCAGAGCACCCGGAGCCACCGGAGCCACCAAAGCCACCAGAGCCACCAGAGUCACCGGAGCCACCGAUCCGGGAGCAGGCGGGCAGAGGGAUGGAGGGACAGAGGGACAGCAGGAGGUGGGUGGGAGCCCCCCUGGAGCUGUUGCCCACCCCAGCCCUGACCCUGGACCGGGCCAAGGUUCGGAACAACGCGGAGCGGAUGCGGGAGCGGUGCCGGGAGCUGGGGCUGCGCCUGCGCCCGCACCUCAAGACACACAAAACACUUGAAGGUGCCCAUUUGGCCACUGGUGGCACUGGCCGGGGACUGGUGGUCUCCACACUGGCUGAGGCUCAGUUCCUGGCUGCCGGGGGCUUCGAUGACCUCCUGUACGGCCACCCCCUGCCCUGGGGGGGGACACAGCUCCAGGACUGCGUGGCCCUGGCCAAGAAGCUCCAAGCCUUCCAGGUCCUCCUGGACAACCCCCAAGCCCUGGACCUCCUGUGCCAGCACCCCCUGCCCCCCGGGAAGAAGUGGUUGGUUUGGCUCAAACUCGACUGUGGGAAUGGCAGAGCGGGUGUCCGUCCCACUGACCCCGGUGCCCUCAGCCUGGCCCGGGCCAUCGCCGAGGUGGCACCUGAGGAGGUGACACUGGUGGGGGUCUACGCCCACUGUGGGGACACCUACACCUGCCGGGAUGUCCCUGAGGUCCAAGCCAUCGCCAGGGCCACCACUGCUGCUGUCAUCGACUUUGUCACCAAGCUGCGGGAGAUGGGUGUCCCUUGUCCCCAGGCCAGCAUUGGCUCCACACCUUCCUGCAGCCACCCGGUGCCAGAGAUGUCCCAGCUCACCGAGGUCCACCCGGGCAAUUACCUCUUCUAUGACCUCCAGCAGACCCUGCUGGGUUCCUGCCAGCUGGAGGAGGUGGCCAUCCGUGUCCUCACCAGGGUCGUUGGGCACUACCCCCAUCGGAACCAGCUCCUGGUGGACUGUGGUUGGGCUGCCCUCAGCCUCCACGGGUGGGACCAAGGACCCAUGGGCUGUGCUGCCAUCGAGGGACACCCCCAGCUCAGGCUGGUGGGGCUGACACAGGAGCACGGGCAGGUGGAACCCAUCAGUGGGCAGUUGGAUUUUGGGAGCUUCCCCUUGGGCACCAUCUUGGCUCUCAUCCCUUUCCACGCCUGUGCCACGGCUGCCAUGCACCCCGUGUACUACGUCCACGCGGAGGGGAAGGUGGUGGAGCUCUGGCACCCCGUCCGUGGGUGGUAGGGGGGAGAUGGAGAGACCCUACAGCCAGAGAGCUGGCACCCAUGGGACCCUGAGAAGAUGGAGAGACCCUGAGCCCCUGGAGACCCCAAACUGCUGGAGACCCUGAGCCCCUGGAGACCCCAAACUGGUGGAGAGAGACCCUGAGCCCAUGGAGACCCCAAAAUGAUGGAGAUCCCAAACUGAUGGAGACCCCAAACUGGUGGAGAGAGACCCUGAGCCCAUGGAGACCCCAAAAUGAUGGAGACCCCAAACUGAUGGAGACCCCAAACUGGUGGAGAGAGACCCUGAGCCCAUGGAGACCCCAAAAUGAUGGAGACCCCAAACUGAUGGAGACCCCAAACUGGUGGAGAGAGACCCUGAGCCCAUGGAGACCCCAAAAUGAUGGAGACCCCAAACUGAUGGAGACCCCAAACUGGUGGAGACCCAGUGACCAUGGAGACCCGAAACCAAUGGAGACCCCAGACUGAUGGAGCCUCUGAGCCCCUGGAGACCCCAAACUGGUGGAAAGAGACCCUGAGCCCACGGAGAUCCCAAAAUGAUGGAGACCCCAAACCAAUGGAGACCCCAAACCAAUGGUGACCCAGUGACCAUGGAGACCCCAAACUGGUGGAGACCCUGAGCCCGUGGAGACCCCAAACUGAUGGAGACCCCAAAGCAAUGGAGACCCUAAACCAAUGGGGACCCUGAGCCCAUGGAGACCCCAAACUGAUGAUGAUUCUGAACUGAUAGAGACCCCAAGCUGAUGGAGACCCCAAACUGAUGAAGACUCUGCAGCCAUGGAGACCCCGAGCUGAGGGAGACUGAGUGAUGACCCUGAGCCAAUGGAAACCCUUGACUGAGGGAGACCUCAAACUCAUGAAGACCCCAAACUGGUGGGGACCUUGCACCCAUGGAGACCCCCAAACUGGUGGAGACCCUGAACUGGUGGAGACCCUGAGCCCAUGGAGACCCCAAAUUGAUGGAGACCCCAAACUGAUGGAGAGAGACCCUGAGCCCAUGGAGACCCCAAACCAAUGGAGACCCCAAACUGGUGGAGACCCCAGACUGGUGGAGACCCUGAGCCCAUGGAGACCCCAAACCAAUGGAGACCCCAAACUGGUGGAGACCCUGAGCCCGUGGAGACCCCAAAGCAAUGGAGACCCUAAACCAAUGGGGACCCUGAGCCCAUGGAGACCCCAAACUGAUGAUGAUUCUGAACUGAUAGAGACCCCAAGCUGAUGGAGACCCCAAACUGAUGAAGACUCUGCAGCCAUGGAGACCCCGAGCUGAGGGAGACUGAGUGAAGACCCUGAGCCAAUGGAAACCCUGGACUGAGGGAGACCCCAAACUCAUGAAGACCCCAAACUGGUGGGGACCUUGCACCCAUGGAGACCCCCAAACUGGUGGAGACCCUGAACUGGUGGAGACCCUGAGCCCAUGGAGACCCCAAACUGGUGGAGACUCUGAGCCCAUGGAGACCCCAAACCAAUGGAGACCCCAAACUGGUGGAGACUCUGAGCCCAUGGAGACCCCAAACCAAUGGAGACCCCAAACUGGUGGAUAGAGAUCCUGAGCCCAUGGAGACCCCAAACUGGUGGAGACCCCAAACUGGUGGAGACCCUGAGCCCAUGGAGACCCCAAACCAAUGGAAGCCCCAGACUGGUGGAGACCCCAAACCAAUGGAGACCCCAAACUGGUGGAGACCCCAAACCAAUGGAGACCCCAAACUGGUGAAGCCCCCGAGGCUCUGGAGCCCCCAUCCCACCUGGA